Molecule: messenger RNA, 426 nt
Organism: Rotaria socialis
Lineage: Eukaryota; Metazoa; Rotifera; Eurotatoria; Philodinida; Philodinidae
Source: the annotation of a GenBank genome assembly
AUGGCUGAUUUAGACGAUGAACGACUUAUACAAAAUCCUAUUUUGCGAUUAAAAGCAGCACUUCAUGCAGCAUGCGGUAAAAUUUGUGAUCAACUGCAAAUACAAUCAAAUAUUACUGUAGACAAACAAGUUGUAGCUGCAGUUGGUGACGUAACAUUUCAACAAAUAGAAACAUUUUGUCAAGAUCUUGAUGUAUUUUCAAAACAUGGUAAACGAACAACUAUCAACGCAGACGAUGUACGUCUUCUUUGUCGCCGUAAUCCAGGUCUACUUGAUAAAAUUGAUGAUGUUCAACGUUCAUUAAAACCAUCGAAACCAACAAGUCGAUCAAGUAAUAGUCGGAGUAAUAUAUCAUCGCGCUAUGAUGAUCAUAAUGUUGAUAUAACUGUCGUUGAAUCAUCAUCAGAUAUGGAUGAUAUAAACUGA